GAGGAGUCGGCGUCCCCCGAGCAGCCCUGCCAAGAUGUGGAUGGUGUCGCCCCCCUCUGAUGAAGAAUGCCAUGAACUUCCCUGGCUUUGGAAACCCGUCAAGGGCAGGGUGCAAAACACACUAGUAUAUUUCAGUACAUCAAGAAGCUCUUCCUGACGGAGCAAGCUGGCCGGGUCCAGGCGGUGGACUUCCUGCGUAAGAAUGUGGCCAAUUCCAUCUCCAUGGCGAACCUCGUCAUGGGACUGUCCUCCAUCCUGUGCAGCCUCAAUGGGCUGUACCAGCACGCCUGCUGGCUGGUCCUGAUUGGGUUCCUGCUGGACCUUGCCGACGGAGCCGUGGCCAGGCAGCUGAAUGCCUGCUCCGCCUUGGGCGCUAAACUGGAUGACUUUGCAGACUUUACCACCUUCGGCCUGGCUACGGCUGUGCUCUUGCAGGCGCACGGGAUCCUGGAUGGGGUGCUGGCCAUCGUGUAUGUGCUGGCCGUGUUCACACGCUUGUGCUUCUUCUCCAGUGGGGUCCCCUUCAUGUACCGGGGCCUGCCUUGCCCUUACGGCUCCUCUGUGCUGGCUUCCACCUACCUCCUGACCGGGGGCAACCUCGUGGUGAUGCGCAUCGUUGCCAUGGUGAUGUUUCUCUUCAUGGUGGAUCAGGGCUUCUACCCUCACGACAAGGUCCUGGAGUCCCAGGCUUGGAAGAAGGUGGUGUACGCGGGAGGGGUCGUGGUGGUUUUCUUCUCUGCCUUCCCAACAGCCUCGCUCUACUAUCUCCUUUGGUCCAUUUCGUACAUCUUCUUCCCUACUGCCUUGUGGAGCCACAAAGCGUGAGACCAGCCG
This is a messenger RNA of Euleptes europaea (tarantolino), 834 nucleotides long. It is a transcript of the gene TMEM269, whose product is annotated as transmembrane protein 269. Gene Ontology annotation, molecular function: phosphotransferase activity, for other substituted phosphate groups. Lineage: Eukaryota; Metazoa; Chordata; Lepidosauria; Squamata; Sphaerodactylidae. Gene Ontology annotation, biological process: phospholipid biosynthetic process. The coding region runs from base 223 to 825 and encodes 200 amino acids. The transcript is spliced from 7 exons. The record is from RefSeq and is a predicted model, not a curated record. Gene Ontology annotation, cellular component: membrane.